AUGUCGAAGAAGAAGAAACGAAGAGUCCCAGAGGUUUUAUGGCGAGUAUUCAGACAGCGAGCUCGAACCCUAAGCAACACAGUGACAUCCCUAAUCAACAAUCCUCCGUCAUCAUUUGUGCUGUGCAAGGCUGACGAUCCCGCUGAUUACAAGAAGCUCCUUAAAGACAGCUACGUCGUCCUCAGCGGCAAUGCACCUCCUAUCGCUCACUUCGAUCUUGAAAAUAGAUGGCCACAACCUCAGAUUGUGAUUCGGACUAUUGAAUCUUUAAUCGGAGAACAACCUAUGUCGAAUAAUAUUUUAUGCAGCGGUUAUGACAAGGCAAGAACAAAGCUUCUAACUAAUUCAGCCUGGUCCCUUCUGCUAGAAAGGGUUGGAGAUGAAUUUAUGAGUUACCUUUUGAAGCAUGCAUCAAUAUUUUUGCCAUUACCUAGGCAGAAACACCAACAGGUGGCAGGUCCUCCUAUCACUAUUUUUGUCCUCCAGUCGUCUCAGCAGAAAGCGCUUCCCCACUGUCUUGUUGGGCCCAAGAGGAAGAGGGAUUGGGAUGAUAAUGCUGCUGCUGGCUUAAUUUUUAAAAGACGGCAACGCAGUAUUGAUGCAUCUCCAAGUUAUGAAAGGACAGAUCCUAUUGUUGAAUUUGAUCAGAGAAAGAGUUUAUCUGAAACAACUGAAGCGGCUUCCGGCAACAAUGAAGUGCAUUCAAAUGAAACACUUCAAGACUUGCAUCGGAUUAAAUUUAGAUCCAGAAAGCCAUUUGGGUGGCAGCGCCGCAAAAAGCAAAGGCCUAUGGAUGGUAAAAAAACUGGUGGUAAGACUUGUUACAUUAUGAGUUCUAUAAAUGAAGGCAGCUCACCUGAGAGGCUUCCAGUUGAAUUCAGCAACAGUUCAAGCCACAGUCCUGGAAAGAUCCUUCCACAAUGCUGUUGUCGACUUGUGCUACAAUCUCCCCACUUAGUCAUGAAAGAUGUACUGAAGUGCUCAAAGCCUAAUUUGGCUGGCUCAAAGUCUCUUGUUCAGAGUAUGUUUGGCUUCUCUGACGAAGAUGUAAAUGCUCCAUCAAUGCCACUUUCCUACAGCAAAGGCUUUUGUUUCAUUGGAUCCACAUGCCUGCCUAGUUGGAGCAAAUAUGCAGAUCAAUUCCUCGAAAUUGUUAAGCUCCAAAAGGGUGUGGUAGGAAAGGAGGUUUUGCAAGCCAUUUUGUACCAUUCCCUUGUUGAAUUGGUUAAGAUUCUUAUACAGCAAACUCAACGCUGCAAGCAUUCUAGGUUAAUGCAUAGGCACUGCUUUGUUUCAUCAUCGAAUCAAAAUGCCAUGGAAAAUUCAAACUCAGUGUUUGAGGGGGAUGAUUUGGAGAGAGAAUUCUCUGGGAAAUCCCAUGGUGUUGUGAAUGAAUGCCGUGAUAAAAGUAUGGAAACAAUUGAUCCUCAGAUAGUGACGUUAAAAUCUUAUUGCUCAAAAAGUCAGGUCGUGUCAUUUAUAUGGGCUGUUUGUAGAAAUGUAGUUCCUCCUGAUUUGCUAGGAAAUACUGUUAACCAGAGAAUCUUGAGGGGAAAUAUUGCCAAGUUUAUUUGGCUAAGAAAGUUUGAAAAAUUCUCACUAAAGCAAUGUAUGCAUAAAGUGAAGGCUUCUGAGUUUCCAUUUCUGUCAGAUAAACACUAUUCAUGCUGCUUGGAUACUCAAAUGCUGAAUAAUGUGCCAGGGCAGACUGCAGGCUUGCAUAAAGGUUUAUAUAAAUGCAAUGGUGCUGUAAAUGAUUUGAAACAUCUACUUUUACAGAAAUGGAUAUAUUGGUUCUUUUCAUUUCUGGUUGUGCCAUUGGUACAAGCCAACUUCUAUGUCACUGAAAUUGAGCAUGGGAAAAAUGAAAUAUAUUAUUAUAAGAAGUCAAUUUGGAAGAAAUUAAGAAAUAGAGCCAUUUCUUGUUUGAAAGAUCAGAACUAUAAGUGCUUGGAUGAAGCCAGUGUCAAAAGUAUUGCAGGCUGUAGGUUUUUUGGUUUCUCAAAGCUCAGGCUGCUUCCAAAGAAAAAUGGAGUAAGGAUGAUAGCAAAUCUUAAAACAUCAUCAACAAUGCCUGCUAAAAAAUCCACUUCUGAACUUCACUCACUUGGAAUGCAGAAAAAAGCACAAUUCGUAAGUAAGGCGGUCAAGUGUGAACAUUUUAAGUCUGUAAAUAGUUUUCUUCAUGAUACGCAUGCUGUUUUGAAAGGUAUACAGUUGAAAGAACCAGAAAAGUUAGGGUCAUCAGUGUUUGACUAUAAUGGUAUCUACCGAAAGUUAUGCCAGUUUGUAAUCGAUCUGAAAAAAAUAUCGACUAUGAUGCCAAAUGUGUUCAUUGUUGUUUCUGAUGUAUCCAAAGCAUUUGAUUCCAUAGAUCAGGACAAACUGCUUUGUGUAAUGGAAGAUGUCAUAUUUGAGGAUCAAUAUUUUCUAAAGCGAUUUUAUCAAGUUGUCAGCACUAAGAAAUCUUUGUGGGCUCAUGAGCGCCUUAUGUCAAGAGAUCAAAACAUCAUCACUGCUUUUACAAGAUUUAGUUCUUCUAUCCGCUCUGGUUCAUUGCAUGCUGUCCUUGUUAAUCAGGGGCGUGGUAGGUAUCUGAAAAAGGAACAGCUCUUGUUCAAUCUCACUGAGCAUGUGAAGCGCAAUGUUCUUCAGUUUGAUGACAAGUUUUACUUGCAAGGCCAAGGUAUACCACAAGGAAGCAUUUUGUCUUCUCUGCUUUGCUCAUUAUACUAUGGGCAUCUCGAACGGAAUGUGAUCUUUCCUUUUCUUGAAGAUUUAUCUAGAAGACAUUGCAAUCAGGAUGCUUCUGCUGUAGAAAGUGACAGUAGGGAUAAAGUCGUCUCACCCCCUCAUUACAUGCUUCUCAGGUUUAUUGACGACUUCUUUUUUGUAUCAACAUCUGAAAAGCAGGCUGCUGGCCUUUUCUCUGAGUUACGGAGCGGUUUUUGGGAUUACAACUGCUUCAUGAAUGAGGAAAAGUUUUGUCUUAAUUUUGAUACUGAACAUGUAUCAGGGCUUCAGUCAAAAAAGCUCUAUGUUGGUGAGGAUGGUAUCUCCUUUCUUCGAUGGAGUGGCUUACUUCUAAACUCUUGCACUUUAGAAGUCCAGGCAGAUUAUACAAGGUAUCUGAAUAACCAUUUAAAGUCUACACUUAUUGUCUGCUGGCAAGGUGAACCUUGUAAACAUCUAGAGAGGAAGCUGUGCAACUUCAUGAGACCAAAGUGCCAUCCCAUAUUCUUCGAUUCUAAUAUUAACUCAGCACCUGUUGUCAGAUUAAACAUCUACCAAGCAUUUUUGUUAUGUGCAAUGAAGUUCCAUUGUUAUGUUUCUGACAUGUCGUUCCAUUGCCAACUGAGUGCAAGAUUCUAUGCAAACAUGAUUGAAAGGUCCUUGAGGUAUAUGUAUAUUCUCAUAAAGAGAAGGAUGCGUUCUAUACUCAUUGGAUCUUGUUUCCUCCCAAUUCUUCAAUUGGAGGAUGGAGAAGUUGAAUGGCUUGGGUUGAAUGCCUAUAUCCAAGUGCUGAAGAGAAAACAAUCACGGUAUACAGAGUUGCUCUCUCGAUUGAGUUCGAAGUUAUCAGAACAUGGAAUUCCAUCGUCCCAACUAAAAUAUGCUGUUGAUAGCUCCCACUCCUCUUUACUUUGGAAAAUCAAGUAUUAG
Dovyalis caffra is the source of this 3663-nucleotide messenger RNA. NCBI's taxonomy places the organism in Eukaryota, Viridiplantae, Streptophyta, Magnoliopsida, Malpighiales, Salicaceae. The record is from the annotation of a GenBank genome assembly.